CGAUUUUUUUAUACCUACAUAUAAAACAAUUGCAAAAUUUGCCGCCCCCUGUAUUUGCCGCCAUGGGCCGCCCCCUUAAUCCGGCCCUGCUAAUCUUCAGAUUCCAAUAUCAAACCAAGAUGGCUAACGAUGCUUAUGAAUGCACUAUCUUCCGCAUAAACGCAUGAAUUAAUGCCAAAAAUAAGUCGAAUACAUGAUUUAAGAACGACUGUUCGUAACAAUUUUAAUAAUAAAUCACUCUGGAUAGUAUGAAUUCAUAGUUUGGCUGCCUUUUGGGCCCUCAAAGCUUCAUGACCUUUCCUCAAAACUACCGACACGUCCAUUUCUCUCUAUUUUUCUCUCUAUAUAGAUACUCUGACACAAUAUUCUAGGAAAGCUUUCAUUAUUUUUUAAAUUUGGCACCUCUGCCAUUCAAAAUUUGCCGCCGAACGGGCCGGACCGCGCGGUCUCAGCUGACGGCCAAAAUUCGCUCGCCACCGAGCCAUCAUUAAAAUUUUCAGUAAAAUAUAACAUAGCAGAAUCAAAAUCAUUCACUCCACGGAACCCGGGCUCGAGCAUGUCAAAAUUCGGCUCCACCAUCGGGGCCUUUCUAAUGCCAUCGGUGAUCGAGCGAGGCCUCCAGUGAAAGUGAGGUUAUAUUCUCCCCUCGUCGCGUAUCAUAACCCGUAAUCUCCGAGAACUUAACCCGUAAUCUCCGGGAGCCCCGCUCGUAAUUUCCACGUCUCGUUUCGAUAAUUCGUGGUGAGCGACGAUGUCCAGCGCAGAGGUGGAUUACGGCGCCGGACUCGACGUCCAGAUUUCCGAGGUGCCAGCGCCCGAUUCACCAGGAGAAAGAGGGGAGACCCAUUACGACCCAACUAUCCCGAUGAUAAGGAUCUCAGCCCCCCGAGAUUCCAUCACAGAGGACAACGUCUCCUUCUUCAAACUGAGCGGCGUGGACUUCGUGUCCGAGGGCGGCUCCGCGACCGGCCGAACCGGUUGGGGCGCCCGGAAACCCGCCUCGGCGGACCUACCACUCCUGGCUGAGGGACCGGACAAACCGGCGACCGGACCGGAGGAACCGGGCGAGCACCCCGAAAACGAGACCGGGGACGGUUUGCAGCGAGGACCCCCUACCGCCGAGAAGAUGGAGGUCAACGAAAUUGACACGGGUAGGCCCAUUGUGCGUAAGCAUUUCAGAAAUUUUAAGAUCAAUGAGAAGAUUUUGGGACGGAUUUCCAGCGAUCGAUCAAGUCGUCUCGCAAAGGAAGACGUCAACGAGGAUCGAUGCCCUGUGUCUCCACCCCAGCCAACGAACCAUCUCCUGUUUAACGGCGAAGGUGCUGGGCGCUUUUUCCGGUUGACUUUCACCCGGGAUGAGAGCAACGACGUCCUCCGUGACGUCUUCACCCCGAACCGGUUUCGGCACGUCAACACCUACGCCCCCACCACCACGAACGUCACCUCCAUCCACGAAGAUACCGACGUGGAUAUGCCUCCCGUCCCUGCUAUUCUCAGGAACAUCCCCGCGGAGGAAUAUAGCACCAUCAGGAUACCCGAGGACAUACCAGGCAACCUGAAAACCCUCAAAACCUCGUCAAACCUGACGCUGGAAAUGUCUGUUCCGGGGGUAUCCGACGCCUGCGAGACGUCGGAUACCUCCUGCAACACGCUGGACACGGACAUCCAGGUGGAGGACGAGAUCAAGACGGUGGAGCCGCUGUCAUCGGCGAGCUCAGCAUACAACGAGGUGACGUCAUCGGUGCAAGGAGUGACGUCAGCCCGGGGAAUGGAUCUCGAGCCGGCGGCGAUCAUCGUUAUUGAGGGGAUGACGUCAGCAGGCCACAGCGGUAGUUUGGUCAUUGACGAGCAGAUGCCCUCGGAGGUCUCUUUGGGCGCCCAAGUGACCGGGAAUCAGAAGGAGGAAGUGUGUAAUUCGGAAUUUGAUGAACGAAAAUUUUCACGGAAGCUUGGUUCAAGAGUCAACGAAACCUGGAAAAAUGGACGAAGCGCAGCAGGAAAAGACAGUACUCUAAGUUCUUGCACGGACGACGAAUCCCUCACCCUCGAUACCAGUCGAAAAAAUUCCUUCGUGUCCAUCGACCUGGACUUGGAAUCCUUCUUGAGGGACAGCGAAAAUGUGUGCAGCCCUGCGGGAGAGACUCGGAUCGGCCUAAAGGGACUCCUUGAAUCCAAAAAGGACCCAUCACGACUCCUCAAGAUGAAACGAAAAAUCAGGAAUAUUUGCGAGAGGGUCAAACAUAACGUGAUCAGGAAGAGAUAGGAGAAGAUGAUGUCUAUAAUUUUUCGCUUGUUCGUUAAAUUUAGAUUUUCAAUGUUGACUGGACUUUGGGGACUCGUAUGGGUACUUAAAGGUUCUUGCGUAGUUUUUAGCUUAAACAUUCAUUUGAAUACUGUAUAAAAACAGAAAAUUAUAUUAUUUUUUUAUUAUAUAUCCAAACGAA
Bemisia tabaci is the source of this 2444-nucleotide messenger RNA. The record is from RefSeq and is a predicted model, not a curated record. Lineage: Eukaryota; Metazoa; Arthropoda; Insecta; Hemiptera; Aleyrodidae.